UUGUAAUAAUAUUGAAAAAUUUAAAGGAAAUAAUCAUGAAAAAACAGGAAAACGAAUUUCCGCGGGAGUCAUCGCCAUCUUUUUUUGGCGAGAGCUCGAACUGCUUUCCACUUUCAGGGAGCUUGAAUAAAACUGCCCUACACAACAGCCGGCAUAGUUUUUCGGGGCGAUCCUCCCAAUCUAUACCCGGCAUCCGGUCGGGCUACAAUGUUGUGAAGUGCUUUGGUUUCCCCCUGCCCGUCGUAGUGAACGAGGCCUUGACCUCUGUGGGAUCUGCUGCAGGAACGGUUUCUGCGAAGGUUGCCCAAAAUGGUUUGGCUUGGGUUGUGCACGGCCGCCGACUACUAAUUUGGCAGUACAAAGAGUCGUCCAAGGAUGCCAAGAACCCUACACGGGAAGGUGGCUUCCCUCAAUGCCGCGAACUACAACUGCCCUACUCCGACUUGGGGUACAACAGUGAGUUGAUUAGUGUAUUCCAGACAGACGGCCAGCAAAUGGCAUCCUGCAUAGCAGUUUCUGCAACGGGAGAUGUGCGCUAUUGGCCAUCUAUUGCCCACGACGGGAAUACCGUGAAUCUACCGAUCCUAACAGGUCAGGACUUCGUUCAGAUUAUAAAUCUACCAUUGCAAGAGGGCUACCUUGCUGUGACCUCAACUUGCACUUUGGUAUUUCUCAGCGUAGGCCUCACCAACGGCCGAUACUCGUUGCACCACAAGACCAUAAAGCCGGCCACCAGUUUGCUUGGUGGCUUUGGCAGCGACAAGGAUCCGCUCUUGGUUGGCAUGUGCUGCGAGAGAAAUUCUCCUGAAAGUGAAACCGUGGUGACUGUGCUCUCGGAUCGUUCGAUCCAACGCUGGAGUUUGCCGAGCAAAGGGAAUACAGAACAUUUACUCCACGAGGAUGAAGAGGUGGUGCUCCGGAUUCGCGAGGAGUUUAAGAAAAUGUUCUGGAAUCUCCGUACUCCCGCGGACAAUGUGGAAAUCGAGUUGCAUCUGCUGGACUUUCAUAUCGUUGAUGACAAGGCUUACAUAUUGGCUGGAGCUGUUAACGCUGCCCACGCUCCACAGAUGUGCUAUGCCGUUGCUGUGGCCAGUGUCCAAGCGAACAGCAUACUUCUGGAGUCAUUCACACCCCUUAAGUUGAAUAAAUUCUACAACGCCAAGACCAAAGAGGAUUGCUUCAGCCUUCGCUUCAUAAUAGGGAGCAGCCACAUCUACCUCUACACCCCAAAGGUGGUCUAUCCGUUGCUCUUGGCAAACGCCGUACCCACAGCCGAGAUUGAGGCGGAGAAGAUUGAAUUUCAUUUGCACGACGAUCGAAUCCUAUGUGCCGCCGUCUACAGUCGCCUGCCGCUGUUCUUUAGCCGCACACACGGACUGGUUUCCAUCACGCCCGGCGACUUUGAUGCCAACGAGCUGCAUAAUAUGAGCACCGGCAAUACACCAGAUCUGUUUAAACCAGCUAUGCUCGGUAGUUUCAGUGCACCCGAUCAGUCUGCACUGACCGCAGUAACUGACAGCAGAAACAAUCUGCACAUGUUCGAACUGGAUCCGGAUGAGCUAUACAGCGAUCGACGUGACAAAGUGGGCCAGUUAAAGGCUGCCUUCGUGUACCACCUGAAGCGUAAUAACAGCAUGGUGAAGACCAUUAUCGGGGAGCUUCUGCGCACUGUCAAUGAGCCCGAUCAAUGUAGUGCACCCUUGGAUGCCUACAAGUUGGAUAGAAUUGUCAUCACAAUAGCGGAGGACUUGGCCGAGGAUCUUCCAAUCGCCGAUCCACGCUGGGAGGAGGCCCUGGGCGAUCACGAUGGCAAUCGUCAUGCGUUGGGGAGCUCACGCUCCAUGCAAAUAAUCAAUCAGCUACGUGACAAAACCCUUGCCUUCGAUCACUUUGUCUCAUUUCUUCAUGCCAGCGGCGUUUGGGAGAAGCUCAAUGCCAUACCCUGUGGUAGUAAUGUGCUGAAGCCGACCAGUUUUAUAUUGUCCGAUAUUAGCGAGAAAAUAGUGGCUGCCAUGGCACUCCGUUCCUUGCAGGCCAAACAACCAAAAAUCAUCGAGCAUGCCAUCGAUGCCACUGUCGCCAUGUGGGAUGAGAAGCCCAAUGGCAACUUAACCACCCAGGAUAUAUUCUAUGUGAAACUGUGCAAAUUCCAGUUUGUAUUUAAAGCCCUAGCCGAAAUGGCUGACAAUCAGAUUUCAGCUCAGAGAGAUACCACGGUAAUGGUGGCCCAAUUUCUCAACGAUACCAAUUCCAUCGUCCUGGAUACACUGGGCCAGGUGUUUAUGCAUCGUGAGCAGCAGGCGAACCACUUCACACCGCACAAUGACCGACUGGCCGCCUGCGAAAACCUUCCCUGGACGGCCAUGUCGGGAAGUGCUGGUGUGCGGGACACUCUCAACCGACUUAUAGACCUCAGCCUGCGCUAUGGUUCCCAGUGCAUCAGUGAGACGGAGCUAAGCCAGAAGUUGUACCAGCAAAUAUACGAGCUAGUGGACUUGGUGCUUGAGGGACGCAAGAUCUACUUGGAUAGUGUUCGAGGAUCGGAGAAGGCUAAUCUAUUGCAGCGGCAGUUUGAGGUACAGCGCAGGGAACUCAUCUCAGUCCUAAUCAAGGAUCUUAAGUACGAGUAUGCCGCUAAGUUGGCUGAAAAGUAUCUGGACUUUCAUAGUCUAGUGCUAAUAUGCGACGUGACGAAUGACAAAGAACGUUUGGAUGAUUACAUGCGCAAAUACGAGGAGUUUGACUUCUCGCAGUUUGCCAUCAGAUGGUAUCUGCGGCAGAAGCGACAUGGCGAGGUAUUCGAGCGCUUCAAGGACAACCCGGUAGCGUUGGCACAAUUCAUGCGUUACCAUCCAUCGCUGGUCUGGAUUCAGCUGAUAUUCAACGGCGACUACGAGCAGGCGGCAAAGGUGCUGUACGAGCUGGCGCAAAACGAGAAGGAGAUUGUGGCGCGCAAAAAGACAAUGUUGUCUCUGGCCAAGCUGGCUGCUUUUGCGGCGCCCGACACCGACCUGACGUCGCAGAUGGAGAAGAUCAAUGCUGAUCUAAGGCUCAUCGAGUAUCAGCUGCAGUUGAGCCAUGACGUACUGCAAAACUUUGGCCUCGACCCAGUAGAACAGAAAGUUCUCAAAGCUGAGGAUAUUAUCGAUCUAUACAUCGCCGAUGAAAACAAAAGUGCCACCGACGUAGAGUUUGGCAAGGCCUUGGAGCUGCUGAGCUUUGUGGAACAGCCCUACGAUCUGCGCCACAAGAUCUGGUGUGCGGCCAUACGCCGCGACAACUGGAUCUAUGAUCCCAAUAAUGCCGUGGAAUGCAUGCAGAAGCUACUAUUCUUCAAAAUCAUUGCAAUCUCACAGGUGAAGGGCCAGGAAGGCAACAAUUUUCUGCCACCCAUGGAGGAAUUCCUGGAGAGCACAGAACUGGACGACCUGCCGCAGAACAAGUCGUUCCAGAAUCUCUUGAAACUGACUUACGAGUAUAUGGCCGAUAGGUUCAAACAGCCACAAGACAUGAAAGUCUAAUUAUGUUGUGCAUACACAAGCAUUUACAUUUAUUAAACUUUGAACCAAAA
Drosophila persimilis is the source of this 3571-nucleotide messenger RNA. Its product is annotated as nuclear pore complex protein Nup133. The transcript is spliced from 9 exons. Gene Ontology annotation, molecular function: protein binding; structural constituent of nuclear pore. Gene Ontology annotation, biological process: poly(A)+ mRNA export from nucleus; transcription-dependent tethering of RNA polymerase II gene DNA at nuclear periphery; protein import into nucleus. The coding region runs from base 36 to 3521 and encodes 1161 amino acids. Lineage: Eukaryota; Metazoa; Arthropoda; Insecta; Diptera; Drosophilidae. Gene Ontology annotation, cellular component: nuclear pore outer ring. The record is from RefSeq and is a predicted model, not a curated record.